This is a messenger RNA of Fragaria vesca subsp. vesca, 1850 nucleotides long. RefSeq names its product interferon-related developmental regulator 1-like. Lineage: Eukaryota; Viridiplantae; Streptophyta; Magnoliopsida; Rosales; Rosaceae. The transcript has 13 exons. The record is from RefSeq and is a predicted model, not a curated record. Bases 337 to 1677 code for a protein of 446 amino acids.
GUGGUUCCCUAGUUCAACCAUUACGUAACACCACCCCCUUCUUCUCCUUCGUCUCCGAUCUCCUCCUCCACGGCGCCCUAUUUUUACCCUAAAAUUCUCUACCCAAAUCUUUUAAUGGCUAAAUUGUCCUCGCGAUUUUCAGAUUCAUCAAAGCUCAAUCUCAUACCCGAUCGAUUCGAUUCUUCCGUCUCUAAUCUCAUACCUUGUUUUCGGAAAAGCUCAAUUUCUCCUUCUCAGAUUCUUAGUCGGCCUUGUAGCUCCUUCUGACGUACCUCCGAUUUUAGUAGUCUCUUACAUUUUUCUCCAGAAACUUCGAGGACCUCACGGAAGCUCCCGAUGGGCAAGCGUAAUAAUCAACGUAAGAAUGCGGCGGCGAUGAUGUUGGAUAGCGAUGACGAUAAUAGUAGCGUGAGUUCAACGUCGACUAUGCGGUCUGACCUUAUGGUGGCGCCGGGGAAUGAUGAAAUGCAUGUCGAAAAGGAUAGCUUGCUUGACCAGGCUCUCGAUGCUCUCUUUGAGAAGAGGGGUUCCACUAGGGAAAAAGCUCUGGCUUCAAUUCUGGAAGCGUUUAAUAGCAGCUUGCAGCAUGAGUUUGUGGAAAAGAAAUUUGCCACUUUAUUGCAUCAGUGUUUGAAUUGCAUCAAAAAGGGUUCGUCCAGAGAGAUAUGCUUGGCUUCUCAUGUGAUUGGAUUACUGGCUUUGACUGUUGGAUGUGGGGACAAUGCUAAUGAAAUGCUUGAAGAAUCCUUACCUGUAAUUUCACAGGCUUUCAAAUCUGGAUCUGAAUCCACAAAGACAAUAGCGUUGCUGGAGUGUUUAGCUAUUAUCACGUUCGUUGGCGGUAAUGACCCAGAGCAAACAGAAAAAUCAAUGCAAGUUAUGUGGCAAGUGGUUCAUCCAAAACUGAAAUCAAAUGUAGUUGCAGUUAAACCUUCAGCUGCCGUAAUAACCACGAUGGUGUUUGCAUGGUCUUUUCUUCUUACAACUGUAGAUGGAUGGAAACUUAAUCCCAAGGAUUGGCAAGAGUCCAUAUCAUACUUGUCUGGUCUUCUGGACAAGGAUGAUCGCUCUGUGCGGAUAGCCGCUGGCGAAGCUCUGGCGUUAAUAUUUGAAUUAGGAAGCUUAGAGAAGUUCUCCAGUAGCACAAAAAGUUCAGAUGAUGGCUCAACUGAGGAUGGAAAUAAGCCUCGAGAUUAUGUACAUAUACAAGGACUGAAAGCAAAAAUUAUUAAUCAAGCCAGAGACCUUGCAGCUGAGGCUGGUGGCAGAAGUUCGGCUAAGAAAGAUCUUACCAACCAGAGGAAUAUGUUUCGAGAUAUCUUGGAGUAUUUUGAGGAUGGUUAUUCCCCUGAAAUUUCAAUAAAGAUUGGUGGUGAUUCACUACAGACAUCAACAUGGUCGCAGCUCAUACAGUUGAACUUUUUGAAGCACUUCCUUGGAGGAGGGUUUAUAAAGCACAUGCAGGAAAAUGAACUCCUUCAGGAUGUCUUAGGGUUCACUCCAAAGAAAAAGAAUCUGGAUUCCGAAAGUCGUCUAUCUGGUGGUGAAAAGAGAAUGUUCAGGUCACCAAACUCAGCUCUCAACAAAGCAAGGACCCAGCAACUUAAUAAGCAGAGGAUGCUAUCAGCGGGUAAAAAUAUUGGCCAGUUUGCAGCCAACGUGGGGGAUGAUGCGUAGCUUUUUGAUGGAUUCGUUUUGAGGAAUUUAUGUUGGAAUCCUGGAAUUAUUAUGGGUAAAAUAUUUUUGAUGGCAACAGAUAAUAAUUAGUCCGUUGGUGGGUUAUGUCCACACCACAAUUUGUAACAUUAUAACUUGUAUUGACUCCAAAAUUUGAUUGAAUUGUUAAGUGC